CAUGGACUCCCUCAUGCCCAAAAGCGACUCCUCCCGUCUUCGUGGUCAGUCUCAGAUGGACUUCAAGACCGCUACCACCGGUGUUGCGGCGAAAGCCAUGCGCAACGAGCUCAGUAAUCUCGUCAAGAGCGUCUCCGAUCCUGCGACAAAGAAGGCCUUCGACACCGAGAUGCAGUCCUUCUUCUACCUCUUCACGCGCUACCUUGCUAAGCGUGCUGUCGCACAAGAGAUCGAGUGGGAUCGCAUCAAGUCACCAGGAGAAGACAAGGUUGUCCCCUACGCCAACCUUCCCGAGGGUGAUCCCUCUGCUCUCCAGAAACUCGCGGUCUUGAAGGUCAAUGGUGGUCUCGGUACUUCAAUGGGUAUGACUGGCGCGAAGAGUGCGCUCGAGGUUAAAGACGACAUGACCUUCCUCGACCUGACUGUCCGUCAGAUUGAGCACCUCAACACUACCCACCGCGUAGAUGUCCCUCUUAUCCUCAUGACAUCCUUCAACACACAUGAAGACACCCUGCGCAUCAUCAAGAAGUACGCGAACCAGCAGCUGCGUAUCACCACUUUCAACCAGUCGCGCUAUCCCCGUAUGUACAAGGAAUCGCUUCUCCCGUGUCCCAAGAGCGCGGACGAUGACAAGAAGAACUGGUACCCCCCGGGUCACGGUGACCUCUACAACGCUCUGCACCAGUCUGGUGUCCUCGACCAGCUUAUCUCAGAGGGCAAGGAAUACCUCUUCGUGUCUAACUCCGACAAUUUGGGUGCUGUCGUUGACCAGAAGAUUCUCCAGCACAUGAUUGACUCGCAAGCAGAGUUCAUCAUGGAGGUCACUGACAAGACCAAGGCUGAUGUCAAGGGUGGUACCCUCAUCGACUAUGACGGCAUAAUCCGCCUUCUUGAGGUCGCACAGGUCCCUAAUGAACACAUUGAGGACUUCAAGUCCGUUCCCCUCAAGCGCAUCAUGGAGAAUGGCGAGAUGGAGCUUGACAUCAUCGUCAACCCCAAGACGACCGAUGAUGGCCAGGCUGUCCUCCAGCUCGAAACAGCGGCCGGUGACGCCAUCCAGUUCUUCACGGGCGGCCACGGUGUCAACGUUCCCCGUAGUCGGUUCUUGCCCGUUAAGAGCUGCUCAGAUCUCCUGCUCAUCAAGUCAGACAUCUACUCGCUGCAGCAUGGCCAGCUCGUCAUCAACCCGCAACGCAUGUUCGAGACGACACCGGUCAUCAAGCUUGGCGACCACUUCAAGAAGAUUCAGCAGUUCCAAAAACGCUUCAAGAAGAUCCCCAAGAUCAUCGAGCUCGACCACUUGACCGUCACUGGCGACGUUUCCUUCGGUCGUAACGUCACUCUGCGUGGUACUGUAAUCGUUGUCGCGAACGAGGGCCAGCGGAUUGACAUCCCUGACGGGUGUAUCCUCGAGAACCGACUGGUGUCCGGUAACCUCAACCUUAUCGAACUUUAAAUACUUGGACAUAUAUUAUUUGUCAUGGACAUUUUGCGAUAGUUGUGUACACCUCUGUUGGGUACAAGCGCUUGGGGUCCGGAUAGAAGGCACAGCCAGGAAACCGUCUAUAGUAUAAUACAUGUAUCUCGUUGUCCGUAGUCUUCGUCACCAAUGUUGUUUUGUAGAUGCAUAGAGAAUAAUUUGCUUUUGUGUAUCACGUGCCUAACUAUUUGUAUAUAUUUACGCGAGGGCGGGACUUCCCUAUGUGGAAUGCGCGCCUCCCCGACGCUUUCAGGACGC
This is a messenger RNA of Phanerochaete carnosa HHB-10118-sp, 1738 nucleotides long. RefSeq lists its product as uncharacterized. NCBI's taxonomy places the organism in Eukaryota, Fungi, Basidiomycota, Agaricomycetes, Polyporales, Phanerochaetaceae. Gene Ontology annotation, molecular function: UTP:glucose-1-phosphate uridylyltransferase activity. The record is from RefSeq and is a predicted model, not a curated record. The annotation marks the transcript as partial. Gene Ontology annotation, biological process: glycogen metabolic process; UDP-alpha-D-glucose metabolic process. The transcript has 7 exons. Gene Ontology annotation, cellular component: cytoplasm.